CUCCCCCGCCGCUACUAGUGCGCGGCCCGCGCGCCCCCCCGCUCCGCACAAGAUGGCGGGGACGGCGGCGGAGCGGGACGCGCCGAAAAUAGAGGACGGGCACCUGAACCACUCGCUGGGAUCCCCGGUGCAGGCGGAGCUGUGCUUCCCGCGCCUGAUCGUCCCGUUCUGCGGGCACAUCAAAGGAGGGAUGAGGCCGGGCAAGAAGAUCUUAGUUAUGGGCAUAGUGGACCUCAACCCCGAGAGCUUUGGCAUCAGUCUGACUUGUGGAGAGUCUGAAGAUCCUCCUGCAGAUGUAGCUAUUGAACUGAAAGCGUUGUUUACAGACAGACAAUUUGUCAGAAACUCUUGUAUAGCUGGACAAUGGGGAGAAGAGCAAUCAUCUAUUCCUUACUUUCCAUUUAUACCGGACCAGCCUUUUAGGGUUGAGAUACUUUGCGAGCAUCCCCGUUUUAGAAUAUUUGUGGAUGGACAUCAGCUCUUUGAUUUUUACCAUCGUAUUGAAACACUGUCAGCAAUUGACACCAUAAAGAUAAAUGGAGAUCUUCAGCUUACAAAACUUGGCUGAGGUUGUUAGGACUGCAGAUUCAAAACCGGCUUGGGUGCCAUUGUCCAUUUGGAGAAGUGACAGCCGGCUCUGGACACAGCUAUGGUAGGAAGGCUGCCCUGUUCCUUUUCCACACGCAGUUCUUCACUCCUGUGCCAGUGAACCAGGCUGUUGUUUAUCCCAGUGAAGAACAUUGCUGGUUAAUAGACAUUGAGCCAUUUUUCUUGGAACAAAAUAGCCCACCUAUGCUGGAUAAUCAAAUUGGAAUGGAUUCAGAAAGAUUUGCAGUCUUGUUUCAAAUCUCACAGAAAGGCAAUUUCUGAAAUGCAGUGCUAAAACCAGUUACUGAACAGCAGUAACAACAAAAAAAAAGUUUUUCUUUUGCAAAUAUUGUUUCUGCACUGAAGUGGAGUAGUGUAGCACAACAUAGGGCCACGUGCUGAUGUCCUUACCCGGGGCCUGCGCCUGGUUCCAUGGAAAUCAAUGGCAAAACUCCCACUCACUUUAGCGGGGUGCAAUUGCAAUUAAACUGUCUAGUUCUUAGUCAAGCACAAUUCCCACUGAUUUCUAUGGGAUUUUUGCACACGCCUGGUGGCCAGCUCUUCUGCUGGUGUAAAUCGGUGUUACCUCCAUGGCUUGUAGUGGUAUUUUGCUGAUCACUCCCAACCGCUGAUUUGGCCCAAGAACUGUGCAAAAGCUGAAUGAGGGUUUGAGGACACAGCCUGUAUAUUUUAGUCAGGGUAUUUGCAUAGAAUGUAGAUUGUUAUGAGUUUUUGCACAAUGUAUUGUUAAUACAAUUUUUAAAGCUUAUCUGUAGUUUAUUUAUUUAUACUCAUUGUAUGUAUUAUUAGUAAAAAUGAACAGUCUUACUGAUGGUUAAGAACAGCAAAGUGUAAACAUUUUGAAUGUACAAAAUGUCUUAGGUUCUUUGGGUAAACCUUACGUAUCGUUCUUGAAAAUUCACGUUUCCUAUCGAAUGUUUAGUUACAUUUUAAUGGAGCCCUCUAGGCCCUGGGAAAAUGUGGGCAUGGUAGUUGGUGGGGGUAGGGGCAACUCUUCAUAUUCACUAGAAACUGUUUUUCAGGGCUUACUAACUUUGCUGUACAGGAUAGGUUUGAGUUGAAGUCAAUCUGAUUUAAAAACUUAAACAGCAAAUUUGUCGGUUCAACUGUGCUUUUAUAACCUGAGAAAAAGUUAACUUGGGCAGUCUCUUAGUUCAGUAAGAGAACCAGUCUCUUUCCAAGGGAGAUGGGAGAUUUUUUGCAAUUGUUUGAGAACACAUUCGGCCUUUGAUAUGACUAUUAAAACUUGUCUAGACAGCCAAGUUAUUAAUGCUUGAAAUUCAGCUACUGCACAUGAAUAAUAACUUUUGGAGUAGCUUUUUAAAUAGUAGGUAUAGCUGUAUAAACACAGUCACUGCGCUACACUAUAAAUGAACACAGCCACUUUUCUUGACUUCUUUAGGACUAAAUGCACUUUUUUCCUUGGCUGCUCACAAUAGACUAUAGCAGGUCUUUCUGGGUAGUUACAAUCAUGAUAUAAACAUAUAUUUAGGCAACUUUGAGAACAUGUAAUAUAGGGACUUUCUAAGACAGACUACAAAAACAUCCUUUGUAGCACAGUAUUUAAAAAAAAAAAAGAGAGAGAAAAAUCUCACAAACAGAACUAUGUUAAACUUGCAAUAAAGCUGUGGUUUAAAGCAACCAGAACUGGAAUAUCCAAAGGGUAGUACGCCAGUUGCAAAGCCUCAUUUUGCGCUAAUUUGGCCUGUAGUUAAGAAGCCUUAGACUGCAAGCUGAAAUUCCAACUGUGGCUCUAGUCCAAAGCUUGCUGAGGUCAAUCAGAGUCCUCUGAGCGCAGAAGCCUGAUUCUUAUUUCAUGCGAGUGCAAAUCUCUCUGCAAAGCCAGGGAGCUGUUGCUGGUGCUGCAGACAAGUUCAGAAUCGGUCCGUCUGCUAUAAAAUAUUAGUUAAAAAAAGGAAUCUUUAGCCUUAUCGUUGACAUUCCCUGACUUUUCCUCCUUUUUUCCAAAUUAAGAGAGAAACUAUUGUUUUCCAGAUGAUCUUUUUAUCUGGUGUGUGGCUUUUAAUUGUACUCCAGAUUGAAUCUUGAUAUGAAAUGUUCUUGUCUUGCUCUGGUUUUACUCUUUUUACAUGAUGACUGUGUCAUUUUCUGUUGUAUAAAGAAUGCUGAUAGUGUUUCGGUACAAAAUAUAUUCUUAAAAAUGAUGGUGAUGAUAAUAAAAAUCCAAGGGAAAGGUGCUUCUACAUGAGGUGUUUGGAUUUUUCUCCAGCCUGGAAAUGCUUUAUGGUUCCAAAGCAGAUGCAGGCAGAAGAUGGAUUCUGUUUGGAGAGAUAUUUAGCACGCUCCCUGCCUAGCGCUCUCUCCAGCUAGAUACAUAAAGCCAGGUUUGCUCAUGCAGCGCCAUUGCCUGAGGCUGUCCUACUAGUCCAGUGGGCCAGAAGUGGGAGGCUGGAGAAAGUAAGUAGCCUCAUGACCCUCCAAUAGCAUAAACACAAAAGGGAUCUCCUUCACAGCACCAAGGCCAGUAGAGAUUUCCCCUCCAUGCCUUUACUGUAGCCCAGAAACGGCCAUUGUGCUGACUUGAAUUUUCAGCCGCUUAGAAUUCCUGGCAGAUUAGCACAGCCCUCAGACUUUCACUAUCCUGCAUGGGCUCAGCACAGCACUGCUUAUGGCAGGGAUGCCAAGAUGAACUUGAUGCACCACGGUAUCAUGGCGUGCCUGCUGGGAGCAAAGGCUCAGUGCUACCGCCUUGCCUCUGUCCCCACCCACUGUGCUGCACACUCCUGUUUGUUCCUACUCCAGUAGUUUUCUGUCUCGGGAAAAUGUUUUUUUGAACCUGAUUCUGCUUUUGCCUUUGCGUAACUCCACCUACCACAGUGCCCACCACUUGAUUCUGCCCUGUUGUGGUUUCUGAACUAGGCUUUGAGUUCAAGAAGGGCUGUGAACCCACUUCUAAUGGGUUGUGGUUUGGCUGAGAGCUCAGGAAAGGGCGGAAAUUCACAGUUACAGCUUCCACAUCUAUUUGUCUAACACCAGUUUGGUAGCUUUUUUUAUUUUUCUUUUGCUUUCAGGCAGUACUUGGCUAUGGCAGGCAAAGGAAGGAUGAUAUCUAUGUGUCUAAGGGCUGCUGCAAGUGUGCUUGCUUAGUAUUGGCUGACCAUAUUAGAAGCUACUGCUGAACACUGCAAUGUGCUCUGUAAGUCAGAGAAAACCUAGGCCUUAAACUUUUCUGUUCAGUUGGACUUUGAGCUAAAUCCAAAUGCUGAAGAUGGAGACUAUGCUACAAAACUUAUAUGUGAAUUCUUUGGUCUCCACAAUUUAGGGAUUAUUCAGAUUUCACUUUGAACAUAUACUCUACUAGACCUGAAAUAAGACUAUUGCCAGAUUAAGCCAGGUUUUCUAAAUGUUCUUCAGUAGGGAGAAGUAGUCUGUGAGCUUCUUGGAAAGUUCUUCAGGACUAAGUGAGUGUGUGAACCAGCUUUUGAAAUCUUAUGCUAGAGUUUAUUAGCUGAAUGUUUCUGUGGUUUCCUCUGAAUAAGGAAAUUAAUUCUGAAAUGAAAGAAGCCUUGAAUGGGUAAAGCCCAUGUGGAGUGGAAUCUCUCGACUUAGCAUAGCUAAAAUCAACCAAAAAACCCCAUGACCAAAUUAUUUAGCUGUCUUUAGAAUUGGCUGUGAUAACGCUGAUUUUUAUUGGGUUUUUUUUUUUAGAAAAAGGUUAUUGCCUACUCAGAAAGAGCCUUGAAAUACUUCAGUAUCAUGUGAGGUAGUCUGUGUCUAAACACAUUUCACUUAAAGGCUUUUUCAUGGCCAAGUUGUUAAAAAUGUUACAAAAUACCUACUUUUUGUGUCACCAUUAGAAAUGUUUGCCCUACCUUGAAAGAACAUCUUGUACUAAAUAUUCAUGUGUUGUCUCGGUGAACUUGCACUAACAUAUAUUGUAUUCUCCCUCCCCUCCUUGACUAGCUUGAGAAGAAAUAGGCAUAAUAUUGCUAAACCGGUUGAAUAUGACAUCUGCUUGAGGCAUGGCAUCUUUCUCAAGGGCUGUUUUGAGUAAACAGCUUGAAAACCGAAGGGAGAGCCUGAUUCACCAUUCUGCUGUGCCAGCUUCCCACCCCUGUCACUCUUCUGCUGUGAGGCUGAGACUAAAGCCUUGAGAUUUUUAUCUUCCAGGAUUUUAAACUACUCACUAUGAAGGAAACAAGAACAGAGUGGCCACAGCACCCUCAAGCUUGGUAGGAGAGUUGGGGUGGCAUGACUUGCUGUAAUCCUAAUGGAGCAAUGAGUUCAGAGGGAGGCAGAGGGCAUUUCCAAGCUGACUUAAAAGCACAGGCUGUGAAGCUGUGUGACUGUUUCCCAGGGAUGAGCAUUUCCCACUUUGUGAGCUGCCACUUUUUCUGCAACCCCAUACUGGAACACACAGCAAAAAAUCAGGGUUGCUUACAAAUUUGGAAGGCAUGAAUGGGCUCAUGUUCCUACUUGCCUUCUUUAAAAGAGGCUCCCAAAUAAAUAAUAGGAAAAUUUAGGAGUAGCCAUUAACUAAGGUAUAUUUUUCCCACAGACAUUCAAACAAUGUAUCUGAUGCGGGGCUCAUCUUGCCUCCCACUCAUGAGACGUGCUCCCCACAGAAAUCUACAGCACUGCUUGCUUUCUGCGCUGAGGUGGUCUACAGUGCCCUUUCCCUGCAGAAAACUGCAGAAUCACAAUUCUGCAAGGCCAGUUAGUGGCGGCUCUAAGCAACCUCCCAGCACCCCUGGAGCUGAUAUGACAGUCUGAGGAACAAGAGUCAUGCUGAAGGCAGCCCUAAGUCCUCAACUGUGAUAGGCACAGAAGUUAGGAAGAAAAGCGACACAAGUCAAUGAACAGUGACUUGGUGAGAUUUUUUUGUAAUCAUGGAUAUUGUUCUGAUUUUCUCACAUGGAUGAGAAAGCGUACAGGUAAAAAUCACUUUGCAACGAAUGGUGUGUGGGGUUAGAACUGAGGCCAACCUAACAGGGAGAAAAAAUGAGCUGCAGAUGCUUUAUCUGACUUUGAUACACCCUCCCAGCUCCUCCCAGCAAUCACUGCUGUUAUGAACAUCCACAAUUGCUAUAACAAGGAGAUUCAGCAGAAUGUGCAAGAUCAAAAUAAUAAACUCACACUUUGCCACGGAUCCUGCUUAGCUUCUGUUGCUAUUCCUCUCCAUCUGUCUGUCAACAAACAACUAUAUCCUGCUGCUUUUAAAAUCCAUGGCAAAUAUCCCUUUGUCUUUCUUGGAAAUAGGUCCAUAAGAAAAGGGGUAUUUCUAGCUCUUCCUCUCCAGUUAUUUUCAGCCGGGGCAUACUCUAAAAAUCUGUUCUUUCAUUCUCCUAUUUUUAAGUAUGAAUAGAGGACUAUUUCUGUCUGCUUUAUCCAUUUGAUAGAGUCAACAGAAAGCACAGCCUUUCUCUGCUGCCGGGACACCGGUUUCACAGUUAGCCAAUGCAAUGUCUUAUAUUCAUUACUUUCCAAUUUUCAAAACAGAGGGCGUGCAUGAAACUACCUGGCAAUAAUAUUAAUGUGUAUUAUUCACCACAGAUCUAUUUUUAUGUGUUGUGCCAAUUUCAUAAUGAACUUUUAAUAAUAAAAGCU
This is a messenger RNA of Cuculus canorus (common cuckoo), 6177 nucleotides long. It is a transcript of the gene LGALSL, whose product is annotated as galectin like. The transcript is spliced from 5 exons. Gene Ontology annotation, molecular function: carbohydrate binding. Lineage: Eukaryota; Metazoa; Chordata; Aves; Cuculiformes; Cuculidae. The record is from RefSeq and is a predicted model, not a curated record. Bases 53 to 568 code for a protein of 171 amino acids.